Molecule: messenger RNA, 4479 nt
Organism: Frieseomelitta varia
Lineage: Eukaryota; Metazoa; Arthropoda; Insecta; Hymenoptera; Apidae
Gene: NSD
Product: histone-lysine N-methyltransferase NSD2
Exons: 13
Coding region: 412-4284 (1290 amino acids)
Biological process (GO): regulation of DNA-templated transcription
Cellular component (GO): chromatin; nucleus
Molecular function (GO): protein binding; histone H3K36 methyltransferase activity
Source: RefSeq, a predicted model, not a curated record
AGUGAAAAAACUAAACUAACCAUGAUUAUGAGAAUCACCUAAAAUCGCGGGAAACGUGUUCUGUUCUUGUUUAGAGGCCCGUGAGAUAUAGUUACAAUUUAUUAAUACCAAGGCAAGAAAUUAUUUAUAAGAAAAUCAACAAAUUUUUUUAGUAGUUUGCAUGUAAUACGCAUCGACUCAUGUGGACUGAUAAAAAAUACGUAUCAUUUCUCUAAGAAAUAAGGUAUCCCUUGAAAAUCGGCCAUCGCAGCUAUUUUCAGUGAUAAUGAAAAUUAUUUUCUAUACGUGAAUCGUUUAUACACAAGCUCUGAAUUUUAUAUUGCAUUAAUCAUUGAAAGAUUAUAUGAGGUUUAAUGUCAUCGAGUUACUAUCAUCUUCAAUAGACGAAGAUGCUAAAUUAGUUGGAAAACAAUGACUACUAUCAACAAAGUAAAUAGCAAGGUGGGCAUAACUGUUGAAUCAGGAUUUGGCGAAUUCGACAGAAGUUUGGAAACUACAAGCAGUAAUUUUAAGAAUGACCAAAAGGACUUCAGUUUCAAUUAUAAUAAAACUUCACCUGCUAGAAGUCGUUAUGGCAGAACAAUAAAACCUAAGUCUCCUAUGAAUGACAUUAUCAAUUCUUCAAAGAAUUCUAAAAUGCCAAAGAAUCAGAAUUUAUCCAAUAGUAGUAACGACAGUAUAGAUGAAAAUAAUACAGUUAACGACAUGGAUGAUACAAGUGAUUCUUCCACUAAUUUAAGCAUUAUGGAGGAAACUGCACCAAAAUUGGUUGGUACAUCUAUACAGUGUAAUUGGAUAUUAGGUCAAUUAGCAUGGGCUAGAGUUGGCAAUUUUCCUUUUUGGCCUUGUGUUAUAACACUUGACCCAAUUUUAAUGAUAUAUCAUAGAUUAAGAGCUACUGCCAGAUCACAAACGCUAAUGAUACAUGUCCAAUACUUUGGUGAUAAAGGACGUCAUAGUUGGGUUUCAUCAAACUCUAUGAUUCCAUUUACAAAUCUUGCAGACUUUAAAAAAUUAUCAGAAUCAAUAACUGCAGAAGUAAAGAAGAGAGAUGCUAAAUAUGCAGCUGCAUUUGUUAUUAAGCCUGGUAUAAAAUUAAAGUGGGAAAGUGCGAUUGAGGAAGCCAUGGAAGUUGAAUCAAUGAGUAAUGAUGCUAGAGCUCAUGUUUUUAAACCAAAGGAAAAAAACAUGAAAAAUAAAUCAUCAAAACUAUCGGAGGAUAAAAAUAAAAGUAAUAAAAGAAAAAAUUCAAGUGAUUCAAAUGAUUCUGAUUCUAAACGUGCUAAGAAAGAUAAUGUACAUGAUGUAGAUAAAGAAAAGACAAAUGGAACAAAACCAAAACUACUUAAGUACAUUGAAAAUGGUAAAAAUAAUUUGAAACUUAAUUCAGAUACUCCGCCAUUAUCUCCUUUAACUCAAAGAAAUUCCAACGAUGAGGUUUCUCUUAUGCAAAAAGUUGAAUUUCGCCCUGAAGAAAAAGUAGAUGGUGUCUUUGAAGUUUAUUACGAACGGAAUAGAGAUAUGUUAGAAGAUGAAUAUCCAGAUGCGUCAGAACGUGAUAUUAAAAAAUAUUUAAAGAAGAAUUGGGAUAAUAUGAAUUCUUCUUUUCGCAAAAAAUAUCGAUCGUAUAUAACAUCUGAUUCUACUAGUGCUCAUACAAAAGAAAAUUUAUUAAACAAUGAAGAUGACUUAUUGGAAGUGGAUGAAAGUACUAAGGAUAACAAAAAGUCAAGAAUUAAAGUUGAAAAGGAAGAGACAAGUGUUUCAGAAACGAAAAAAAAUAAACCUUAUAAUCUUUUUAAAGGAAUGAAACAAGAAAAAGUUUGUCAAAUAUGUGAAAAGACUGGAAAAUUAACUAGAUGUAAAGGUCCUUGUUAUUCGUAUUUUCAUCUUUUUUGCGUGAAACCAGGAGAAUCUAGUCCAGAGCAUUCUAUUGAUGAAAAUAUGAUGGACGAUAAAAUUCUUGAUGAUAUAAAAGAGAUUAAACAAAGCAAUACUGAUGAUGAUGAGAAUAACGGCAAAUUAGAAGAACAAGAUGACGAAUUCUUUAAAUGUAUUGAUUGCUUAUCAGGUGUAGCACCUGCUUGCUUUAUAUGUAAUGAAAGAGAAGGAGAUAGAGUAAGAUGCUCUGUAUUAGCUUGUGGAAAACAUUAUCAUUCAUCUUGCUUGAAAUCGUGGCCACAAUCUCAUUGGCAAGGAGGUCGUUUGACUUGUCCAUAUCAUGUAUGUCAUACAUGCAGUUCAGACAAUCCUCAAGAUAGUCAUUCGAGAGCACCACACGAAAAAAUGGCACGAUGCGUUCGUUGUCCUUCAUCUUAUCAUACAUCUACGUCUUGUUUACCUGCUGGUUCAGUAAUUUUAACCGGUAGUCAAAUAGUUUGUCCAAAACAUUACCAGGCACCACAUCCUCCAGUAAACGCAGCAUGGUGUUUUUUAUGUACAAGAGGUGGAAGUCUUAUCUGUUGUGAUACAUGUCCAACGUCAUUUCACAUGGAAUGUUUGGGUAUUACUGCCCCCCCAGAAGGUGCAUUUCAUUGUGAAGAUUGUGAAACAGGUAGAUUGCCUCUAUAUGGAGAGGUUGUAUGGGUUAAACUUGGUAAUUAUCGUUGGUGGCCAUCUCGUAUUUGUUAUCCUCAUGAAAUUCCUGAAAACAUAGAAGCUAUAUCUCAUAGUCCUGGUAAAUUUUGCGUGAUGUUUUUUGGAUCAAAUAAUUAUCAUUGGAUUCAUAGAGGACGUGCUUUUCUUUAUCAAGAUGGUGAUGCAAACAUAAAACCGCCCAUCGGUAAAAAAAAUAGAGAUGAUACUUAUCGUAAAGCAUUAGAAGAAGCUAAUGAGAUUCAUCAACGUUUAAAAAUCGAAAGAGCAGCAGCUAAAGAUCAUGGACCACGAGGAGGUUUAAAGCCUCCGCCUUAUGUUAAGUUGAAGAUGAAUAAACCGGUUGGAAAUGUAAAACCAACAGAAGUUGAAAGUAUUGUUGCCUGUGAUUGUGAUCCAGAAUGGGAAAAUCCAUGUGCUCCAGGAACAGAUUGUCUUAAUCGAAUAUUAUUAGUUGAAUGUAGUCCCGGUACUUGUCCAGCUGGUUCCAAAUGUAAUAAUCAAGCAUUUGUACGAAGACAAUAUCCAGCUAUGGAACCAUUUCACACUGCAGAACGUGGUUGGGGUCUUAGAAGUUUAGAACUUAUUAGAGCUGGUCAAUUUGUCAUAGAAUAUGUAGGUGAAGUUAUAGAUGAAGCUGAAUACAAGCGAAGGCUACACAGGAAAAAAGAAUUAAAGAACGAGAAUUUUUAUUUUUUAACUAUAGAUAAUAAUAGAAUGAUUGACGCUGAACCAAAAGGCAAUUUAAGUCGAUUUAUGAAUCAUUCGUGUUCACCAAACUGCGAGACACAGAAAUGGACAGUAAAUGGAGAUACACGCAUAGGUCUGUUUGCAUUAUGCGAUAUCAUAGCUGGUGAAGAAUUGACUUUUAAUUAUAAUUUAGUUUGUGAUGGUGAAACUCGGAAACCUUGUCUGUGUGGCGCAUCAAAUUGUAGUGGCUUUAUAGGUUUAAAAGUACAGAAGCCGCAAAUAACUACACCUUCGAUUCAACCAAAAAAAUUUGAUAAAAUUGAUAAAAUAAAACGUCAAAGAAGGUUACGGAAGCGUGUAUUAUGCUGGGGUUGUGGUCAAGAAAUUGAAAAAUUAACACAAUUUGUUGUUUGCGAUCAAAAGACAUGCAGUAAGAAGUACCAUAAAACUUGUGUGAUUAUCGAUGAUACAGAUUCGAGAUUCAGUUGUCCUUGGCAUUUUUGUGCAGAAUGUAGUCGUAGAACAUCUGCACAUUGUUCCUUUUGUAGUGCUGCUUUUUGUCAAGUACACCUGAAUGGAAACCUAUUUGAGUAUAGUGAAAAGGGUGGUUUUGUCUGUAAAUUGCAUGAAAAUAUGGAUGUGCAAAGGUCUGCUGAAGAUGAAAAAGAUUAUUCAGAUGAUACUGAAACAGACAAAGAAUAUUCUUCUACAGAUUCCAAUAGCCCGUUAGUAACAAUGGAAAAAUCAGUACCGCGUGAGCCAUCACCAAGAGUUUCUAUAGUAGAGGUUCAUCCGAGCAGUGAAGAAAGUGAAGAAUCUCAAAAAGAAGAUGAUGAAGAAGCAAUGCAUUCUACCAAUUUUAUGCCUUAUGAAUAUAAUUCAAAAAGAAAAGAAUUGCACCGAUUAUCUUUGAAAUUGAAAGGAGAAAAAGAUCAGGUAGAAAAAUUAAAUAAUCUUACAUCUAGUCAAUUGGAGGCUAUAAUCGGUGGUAGUAUCUGAAUGAACCAUAAUGUGCAUAGUUUUAAAUCUUCACAAUUCAUAAAUUAUACAAUAAGAAAUGCGAUAUAAAUGUGAACGCCAAUGUUAGUAGUAUUUGUAAUUAUAUACAUUGUUUAUAUAACACCCAUUCCAUGUUAAAGGGAUCAGUUGAAUAACAGAUUAAUUUAAUAAAUUCCAAUUCUGCUAUCAAAAAAA